Messenger RNA from Mesorhabditis spiculigera, 390 nucleotides. The record is from the annotation of a GenBank genome assembly. NCBI's taxonomy places the organism in Eukaryota, Metazoa, Nematoda, Chromadorea, Rhabditida, Rhabditidae.
AUGGGUAGAUUCGUGGCAGGAACUUCCUGUAUCGCCGGCUUCGCUCAACCGGCCGCGGGGCACGGAAUGGAACACGUUGCCCACGGCGACCGGAAAGUCCGCGAGACCAAUCGCUUGUGCUGGUCGUGCCCCGCGAACGUCGGCACCCGGCUGUACAAGGUGCCGUUUCUCUGCACCAGCUGUAUGGGUCGUGCCCAGGAUCUUCUUCAGUGCAAGGUGCUGGCCAAGAACGGGAGUUCUUUCUACGGCUCGCGUGAUCUAAAGACGACCCAAUACGCACUGUCGGAGGCGGCGUGUCAUGAGUGUUUCCUGCGCCACAAUUCGAUCCUGCACUACUUCAUCGACGCCAAGAAAGACAAGAAUGACGCCGCCUCGGAGGAUGACAGCCCA